Messenger RNA from Nylanderia fulva, 2763 nucleotides. The record is from RefSeq and is a predicted model, not a curated record. Lineage: Eukaryota; Metazoa; Arthropoda; Insecta; Hymenoptera; Formicidae.
AUGGCAGACACGGCAACUAUAAUUACCAACGCCACCGCGCUAUAUGGCAAGAUCUCGCGCGCAUACGAUAACCUUCGGAAGCUCGGCGAGGCCAACAUCACACUCGGCGCGGUGGAAGCCCGGCUUCUGAAUCUCGACAAACUGUGGGAGAAGUUCGAUGCGAUGAAUGAUAUCUUGGCUGAGCGUGUAGACGAAAUAAAACAUGACGUCUAUGCUAAACAGGACAUACCUUCACUCGGCGAAGAGUCUUACCUAGUGAACAAGGGCCUGAUGUUGAAGAUGCGGCGUACUCUCCAGAAAAAGGAACGCGCCGCUGCUUCUGCUACUUCAGAAACAUCAACAUCGGCGCCUCGCACCACGCUACCUCGAAUCCAGCUGCCGACCUUUACGGGAAGAUACGAGGAUUGGCCGGCCUUCCGAGACCUCUUCGUCUCCCUCAUCGGCCAGGAUAAGACGACGAAGCCUGUAGAAAAAAUGCACUACUUGAAGAGCUGUGUCAAGGGCGAAGCAGAUCUUCUCAUCAGAGACCUCAGUUCUACCGAAGCCAAUUAUGAACGAGCCUGGCAAACUCUAAGCGACUACUACGAAAAUAAACGCUUACUAACCCGCUCUUAUUUAACAAAUUUUUUAAGCCUGCCAAAGAUGAAGGGAGAAUCCGCUGCUGAGCUUAGGAAGAUAUUCCACGGCAUCAAGACUACGGUCAGCUCGCUGACGAGCAUCGACCGGCCAGUAGGGAGUACUGAAGAUCUCUUUGUGCACCUCGCCGUUGACCUUCUCGAUAGUCGCUCUCGCCGCGAGUGGGAGACCUCCAUCAGUGAAACGAACGAGCCUCCGCAAUACGCUCUGCUAGAGCGUUUCCUUGAGCGACGUCUUCACACUCUGGAGUCGUUACCCUCGACGAAGAUCGACGUCUCGCCCAACAAAGCCAGCGGGAGUCAGUCUAGGUCGACUCGUACCCACCAUGCUCGUAAGCAGGACUUAAAGGAGCUCAAGGGAAACACCAGAGGACGCUGUUCAGCCUGCCAGGGUGACCACUUCGUGAUGCUGUGCGACACCUAUAAGAAAAUGACGGCCUCAAAGCGCAAGCAGCACGUCGAAGGCAACGACUUGUGCGGAAACUGUCUCGGCCGACACAAGAUCAAGGAGUGCGCCUCCAAGAAGAACUGCUCUGCGUGCAAUGACCGGCAUCAUACCUCACUCCAUGAUGCCUACCGCUCAUCGAAGACCGUCAAAACGUCGCACGUCAGCAAGGGACCGGUUCCGACGCCUGUAGCGGUACUUUUGGCCACGGCGCGCGUUCGCGUAUGCGAUCGCUAUGGGUCCUGGCAGUCAGUUCGCGCCCUCGUCGACCAAGGCUCGGAAUCCUCCAUUGUAUCGGAAAGGCUCACCCAACGCUUGAGGCUAGCACGGAGCUCCGCUUCGGUUUCAGUUUAUGGAGUCGGCGGGAAAAAAACAGGCGUCUCAAAGGGUAAAGUGGUACUCACCCUCCAGUCUCUUCGUGGCUGCCCUUCCAUCACCGUCAACGCUCUGGUGCUGCCGAAGCUGACCAUCUACGCCGGCGGCUACAACGGCGGCGGGCAAAACUGGUCUCAUCUUCAGGGUCUGGAACUCGCGGACCCUGACUACCGCUCAGCUGAUCCGGUUGACAUCCUCCUUGGCGCGGACGUUUACGGCUCAAUCCUCUGUCAGGGCCUAAAAAAGGGAAAUCGACAUGAACCAAUAGCUCAACAAACUACGCUCGGCUGGAUACUGUCAGGCGUUGUUGACGACGUCUCUAUCCUGGUGCGUCGCUUCUGGGAGCAGGAGGAGCUUCAACGGCCUUCACAACUCUUUUCCAAGGCUGACCAGGAGUGCGAGGAUCACUUCCUGCGACAUCACACUCGUACAGCCAACGGUCGAUAUGUGGUGAGACUGCCGACGAUUGAACCUCUGCCUGCCCUCUCAGCCACUCGACGCGCCGCCAGUCGGGCCCUGCAACACGUCAGCAAAAAACUAGAACGAGAAAGUACCUUCCGCAGCAUGUACGUGGAUUUCAUGGAGCAAUACUUGGACCUCAACCAUAUGAAGCCGGCUCCCCUGUCGACUACUGGAUCUCUACAGCGAACCUGCUACCUUCCUCACCACGGGGUUCUGCGCGAAAGCAGUGCCUCUACUAAGUUGAGAGUGGUCUUCAACGGUUCGAGCUCCUUGGCCAACGGCGACUGCCUCAACCGAUUUCUGAUGACGGGACCCAACCUGCUUCCCGCCCUAGCUGACAUCCUACUACGGUGGAGAAGGCACCGGUACGUCUUUGCUACCGACAUUGAAAAAAUGUACCGGCAAAUCCUGGUGCAUGCCGAUGAUCAGAGCCUGCAAAGAAUAUUAUGGAGGAAGGACUCAGAGACCGAGAUCAAGGAAUAUUGGCUGACUACUGUAACUUACGGCUUAGCCUGCGCUCCAUCCGCACGCUGCACCAGCUCGCCGUGGACGAAGGCGAUCGUCAUCUUGAGGGAGCCGCGGUCCUCCGCUCCGACGUCUACAUGGACGACAUCCUGUCUGGAGCUUCUACCCUCCAGGAAGCCAAGGAAAUCCUCCGGACAGCUUGUUCUGGUCUGCAAGGCGGGAGGCUUCCCUCUGAAAAAAUGCAAGAGGCAAGAUGGUGGUUGCCUGGGGAAAGUCAUGCCACCCUGGGAUUACGGUGGCAACCUUGCGACGACCUCUUCUCCUUCGCCACCAGCCAACCAACGCUGUCCACGAUCACAAAGCGGUCAGUCUUAUCGUUGA